GGUCCCCCGCCGUACUGAACAACGGUCGCCGCUCUGCAUCGCGCCGAGGAGCAGCGCACGCCGGCGACGUCGCUUCUCCGCUCGAUCUCUCGAUCAAUCCGCUGGGUCGCCGCCGCCGCGGCCGCCGUUUAUAACCGCGUAUCGCAGGCCGCCGGCGGAGCUCUCAGUAGCACGUUAACCGUUGCCGUCGCUGCCGCCGUCGCAGCAGCAGCAGCAGCAGCAGUAGCGCCGCGCCGUGCCACCACGUCGUUAUUACGCCGCCGCUCCGCCCGCACACGGACGUGGAAACGGAGACAAGUAGAUGACCAUACUUACCACUUAUAUUAUACACGUAUAAUACAACCAGGAAAAUGGAUCUGACAGAACAAUUAGACUUCGCAAUCACUUCUCCACGCUUCUCGGCAAUUGGCAGACGACGACGACGACGAACGACUUAGAGGACUCAAAUACUAAUAAGCUUUGACGACGACGACAAAAUAUAAGUUCAACGAGGUGUUAUUUGAUUUAUAAGAAAUUUUUUUUCGUAAAACGUGUGCUCAAUUUUUUGUUUAACUCGAAAUACGUCUGCCGUAUAAUUUAUAGUAAUAAUAUUAAUUAAUAAGCGAACGAAUCGAAAUCGUAGAAACCGCGACGAAAAUGCAAAUAACACGCGGUCGGCCGGUAAGGCGAGAGGGCGGCGACGGCCUCGCGUCAUGAUGAGCUGAUGGAUGACGACGGACCGGCAGCGGUGGACGACGCGGCGGCGGCGAUCGAGAAGCAGUUAGAGCAGCAGCAGCGUGAAGAGGCGGAGAGGAAGCGGCUGGAGGAGCUCCGGGAGCGGGUGCUAUUCUACCUGACCACGUUCUUCAUACUUCUGGGCAUCGUCAGCCUGUUCGUGUUUCUGUUCCUUGUGCCGUUCCUCAUCGAGCCGGCCAUCACGACUUUAUUAAUGGAGUUCGAUGAGACGCCGACCACUUGCGUGACCGCCUACUCACAGAUCCGUGAGGGUGCGUCCAACUGCUCGCUGCCGGGUGGUUGGGCGUCGUGCCGGGAGGGCUGCACCCGAGAGAUAUAUGAGUGCGCGCAGAUAUUCGUCAACUACACCGUACCUGAGGACCGGGCAGGAGACUUGAACGCCCGACACCGGCGGUCGCUGCUCGUCCGUGGCUACCGGCCCAUCGAGCCCGAGCCGGCUGCUGGAUGGGCGUAUUCUCUGGCCCGCAUAUACCCCAAUGUCAAGGGGUGCGGUUACCCGCCGCACCUGAACUGCACCGAGUUCCGGAACCGGUAUUUCGAGGUGGGCGCCAGUUACCCGUGCUACUACAGUCGCAAAGAACCGUGGGUGGUCAUCACCGAACUAGACCUAGCCAAGAGCACUAGACAGCUAGUUUACUCUAUGGUUUUCCCCAUUCCGUGUUUCGUCGUGUCCGUCGUGUACGUAGCGCUCGCGUAUUUCUGCGUUUAUGCUGGCCGGCACCGCAAGCCCAAGGUCAAGCGCCGCGUCGUCCGGCGGAUGGUCGGCGGCGGCGGCGCGACCGGAAGCGGUGCGGGCUACGGUCCUGGUGGUUCCGCGUCUCGGGCCAAGUCUGCAGGUUCGGAGGCUACGCCGCUAACCAACAACAGCGGCGCAGCUGCCGCGCCUUCUUCGCCCACCGGAACCGGGACGCCCGGCAGCGAACCGUUGUACCGCCGACGAGGUGACGAGAACGAAGACGACGAUACGUCCGGAACGUAUUACGGCGAUCAACUCAGGUCAACGCUGGCCGUGGACGACUCCGCCGCCGACUACGUGAAUGCGCUCCGUCUAUCCGAACACACGCUCAGACAAUCAGACUCUAACGAACCGUCCAGAGGCGAGUGGUCCGAUGCCGACGGAGACUGCGACGAUGACGAUUGCGAAGCGAGCGUGUGCGAUAGCAGCCUCGAACAGUCCAGAAAAACUGUCUCCGCUACCGCUCCUACCGCACCGUUUCCAACCAAUUCCACCGGAAACUUGACCAAGACGAUGACGACGUGUAUCUUAACUCCCCCUGGGCCGACGGCGGAAGUCUGAAAAGAAAUCUGCAUCACAUCGAUAACAUUUCCUGGAAGCCCACCAAAUGAUUUAAUAUGAUACGCGACACUAUUUAAUAGUAUUAUAAUAAUUUCCGAUCCUUAUCGCGCGGACUGUUUUCAUUUUUCAUAUAAUAAUACCUUAACGCGUUUACAACAUAAUAUUGUUAUAUACCUAUAGAUAACGUUUGAUUAAAUUUUCACUCAGAUUAAAAUAUAGUGGUUUUCCGCUGCAAGUUUAAAUUAUGAUUAUAUAAUAUAUUUACUACGUUAAUUUGUCUGCAGUACCAUUAGCAAUCAUAUAGGAUACCUAUCAUUAAUCUAGGUCAAUAUAAAUAUUAUGUAUCCGGUUUAGAUACCCGGUACCGCUGACAACACGAUCGCGAUUCGGGGUGGCCAGUGUUUCAGAGUCCUCACAAUAUAUUGUCUUAAUUUGCACUUACUAAAUAAUAUAUUAUAUAAUAUGUAAGAAGCACUCGGGCAACAGUUUUAGUAUCCGACCGAUCGUAUUUUAUUCGACCAAUAUGUGACUUGUGUGGGUGCCACCGUGCGUGUCUAUUAAAUAGAAAACCAUUCGGCGAUAAUCUAUUGAUUCGGUUAAUCAUUAUAGGUAUAAUAUUAUAUGUACAAAGUCCAGACGUCUUAGUGGCGUCUUGGAGACGUUUGGAAUCAGUUUUUUAAACACGUUUUCGUUAUAUUAAAAAAAAAUUAAAUCGCUUUGUGUAUAUAAUAAUAUUAUUCACAAGAAUCCGUACAAAGCCAAAGCUUUUUUCGUACUAAAGAAAUAUAUUAACUUUGAUAUCGCGGAGUGAAGAAAAACAUUCUAUUUAAAUUUGCAGGAAAACUUUCCGAAAGACCGUACGGUUUUCGAACUUCUUCAUAUAUAUGUAUAUCAUUUUUUCGUGGACUUUGGCGCGCGCUUUUCGCACGAACGAGUACGAUAUAUACAGGACGAGCAGCAGAGUUUUACUGUUUUCCCGUUUCAACUACGUUUCAUAAUAUCAACGUUAUAAGAACGUGUGAAAACAUAGCUCAGUGACCCGCCCUGUAUAUACAAUUGGCUAUAGUGGCGUGUUUAUAUCAUCAUCACAUACGUAUAUGGCAUUGUCCGUUAAAUUUGGUACAAUAGUAAUUUGUAAUAAUAACAACAACAACAACAACAACAACAACACUACUAUUGGCACAUAUACCUACCAACAAUAAUAUUAUUAUAAAUGAUAAAGGUAAACCAAACUAUAGGAGGGGUUGUAUCGAUAAUAUUAUUAUUAUUGUAGUGGCUGGUGGCUUUUGUUUCGUCUAUCUGCGUAUAUAGGUACUAUACGUAACCCGGACACGCAGUGAUUGACACGUAUGAUACAUAUAAUUGCAAUAAUCAUCGCAAGUCGUUGGAAUCAGUUCGCGACCCUAUUGUCGAUGCUCAAUAUUAUGACGUUUAAUCAUAAAUAAUAUGAUGAUAAUAGGUGUGCGUGCUGGGUAAGAAUUGGCCGACAUCUCUGUCGAGUCUCUCUAAAUAAAGGUGCCUACAUACGUACUAUACAUUUAUAAUUUUUUUUGCAAUUUAGAAAGUGAACUCAAUAUUCUUGUUUUUCUAUUCUUUAUUUAUUCUGUACAAAUUGAGAGAGAGAGAGAGAGAUACUAAUACCAAUAAUUUAGAGUACCUAUAUAGAUCUAGACUAAAUGUUGUAAAUUUAAUUUUCAGAAAAAUAAAGGCCGCGGCGUAUUUCACUUAAACAAGAAUACGUAUUAUAUCGAUGGAUACAAAUAUUUUACAAUAUAACAAUCAGUUUUGUUUAGGUUUUUACGAGUAUAGUGCGAGGUGUGGAAUCAAGGCCCUCCCCAUUUUUUUUCCAACAUUUUAGAAAAAUUGCAAAACAGUGAAGUCGUACAGUGUACCUUACACUUGCUCGUAUGAUUAUCGUUCACCGGUAGGGUUUCUAUCCCCAAUAUAUAGUAGUCGAUCAUUGGAGAAACAAAUUUUGUAGGUCCUAAUAGAAAAAUAUGUCUGGCCACCCCCGAAGUACAGUAUGCAUGAUGUUUAUUAUAUUAUGGCGUGUGACGGCUACUGUGUAGGUACUAUUUAGCUUCCGAAUAAUAAUAAUAAUAAUAAUUAUUAUUAUUUUUGUAUAUAUGGCCGAAUAGAAAACGCGAUUUCAACUCUGCAUUCGUCGAUAAAUUAUUGAUUAUGAGUAGGUAUCUCUAACUAGACGUGCUAGAUUUUUAUAGCCGUAAAACGCCAUUUCGUACAUAGUGGGUGCCAUUUUCUAUUUUCACUUAUUCAAUAGGAAUUAUUAUUGUUGUUGUUGUUGCACACCCAUAAUAUUGAACUCAGAUAAGUGUAUACCUUGUAAUGGUAUUAUAUACCUGCAGAACACCGAUAUAACAAUAUUAAAAAAUUAAAAAAUAACCGCUUGAAGUGCACCGCUUUUACAGGACGAUGAAAUAUUGGCUAAAAUUCUAUUGUUAUUAUUUAAUUUACAUUUUUAAAAACUAAAUCUAUUAUAAUAUACUUAAAUAUCAUUUCCAAAAAGACUGAUACGUGCUAUUCGUUGUAGAUAUAAUAAUAUUAUUGUGACGUGUUUAAUAUUAAAUGAUGAGUAGUCGUAA
Messenger RNA from Acyrthosiphon pisum (pea aphid), 4635 nucleotides. RefSeq names its product cilia- and flagella-associated protein 298. Gene Ontology annotation, biological process: regulation of cilium movement; regulation of sodium ion transport. Gene Ontology annotation, cellular component: plasma membrane. The record is from RefSeq and is a predicted model, not a curated record. Gene Ontology annotation, molecular function: sodium channel regulator activity. The transcript has 3 exons. Lineage: Eukaryota; Metazoa; Arthropoda; Insecta; Hemiptera; Aphididae. The coding region runs from base 704 to 2032 and encodes 442 amino acids.